AUGUGCUUUCCUGCUAGCAGCCAGGCUGCCCUGGGCCUCGGCCCCUCUGUCCCGAGCUCUGUGGGGGGAAGGGACAUAAAGAGGGGGGCCCUGGGGCGUGGGACCAGGGAGCGGGGCUGUCGGGAAGAAGGGGAGAUUCCCGGUGACGCCAGCGGCUUAGCACAGCGCACGCCGGGUUCCCGUCCCGGCUCCCCCGCCUUGCCUCCGAGCCGGGUGGCCUGGUUUCCCGAGGUGCUGAGUCCCUGCAGCCUGGGGCCCUCUCCUGCUCCUAGGGCCAGGGCUGUUUGCCUGGCGCCGGCUGCCCCGUCCCUGACACUCUGCUCUCUGCUCCUCCCUCCCAGCUCUUUGGAGAUGACCUGCUACGACAGUGACGAGGCCAACGCCAGGAGCGUGUCCAGCCUGUCCAACCGCUCCUCGCCCCUGUCCUGGCGCUACGGGCAAUCGGCGGUCCCCGCCCCCGGGGGGGGGCGCCCCUGCCGGUCGGAAGGCACCCCCAGCUGGUACGCGCCCGGCGAGCGGGCACACUACUCCCACACCAUGCCCAUGCGCAGCGCCAGCAAACUGAGCCACAUCUCCCGGCUGGAGCUGGUCGAGUCGCUGGACGCCGACGACGUGGAGCUCAAGUCCGGAUACAUGAGCGACAGCGACCUGCUGGGCAAGACCCUGACGGAGGACGACGACAUCACCACAGGCUGGGACGAGAGCAGCUCCAUUAGCAGCGGGCUCAGCGAUGCCUCCGACAACCUCAGCUCGGAAGAGUUCAACGCCAGCUCCUCCCUCAACUCCCUCCCGUCCAGCCCCACGGCGUCCCGGAGGAACUCGGCCAUAGCGCUGCGCACGGACUCGGAGAAGCGCUCGCUGGCCGAGAGCGGGCUGAGCUGGUACAGCGAGGCCGAGGAGAAAGGGCCCAAGAAGCUGGACUACGACAGCGGCAAGCCGGAGGCCAAAGCCACGGACAAGAGCAAGCUGGCGGUGAAGAACGCGGGCCUGCAGCGCUCUUCCUCCGAUGCUGGCCGGGGAGUAGCUCCUUGGUGGGGCAAGCCGGAGGCCAAAGCCACGGACAAGAGCAAGCUGGCGGUGAAGAACGCGGGCCUGCAGCGCUCUUCCUCCGAUGCUGGCCGGGAUCGGCUCGGGGAUGCCAAGAAGCCUCCCUCGGGGCUCACCCGGCCCUCCACCUCCGGCUCCUUCGGCUACAAAAACUCAGCUACUGUGAUGCAGGCAGGCGGCUCGGCCACGCUCGGCAAGAUCCAGAAGAGCUCCGGCAUCCCCGUCAAACCCAUCAAUGGGAGGAAAACCAGCCUGGACGUCUCCAACGCCGGCGAGCCCGGCUUCCUGGCCCCCGGGGCUCGCUCCAACAUCCAGUACCGGAGGGGGGGGGGGGGGGGGCGUGGGGGGACCCGGCCGGUGAGCAGCAGCAUCGACCCCAGCCUCCUGAGCACCAAGCAAGGGGGCAUCUCGGUGUCCCGGCUCAAGGAGCCUUCCAAGAUCGGCGCGAGCCGGAGCACGCCUGCCCCGGUGAACCAGACGGACCGAGAGAAGGAGAAAGCCAAAGCCAAGGCCGUGGCCCUGGACUCCGAGUGCGUCUCGCUGAAGAGCAUCGGCUCCCCCGAAAGCACCCCCAAGGCCCAAGCCAGCCACCCGCCUCCUGCCAAAGUGGCCGAGCUGCCCCCUACGCCACUCAGGGCGCCUGCCAAGAGCUACGUGAAGCCCCCUUCCCUGGCCAAUUUGGACAAGGUCAACUCCAACAGCCUGGACCUGCCCUCCGCCAGCGAGCUGCCCCCGCCCCACGCCAGCAAGCGGCAGGACCUGCACCGGCAGGACCUGCACGUGGGCACCGGGCACCUCCCGCCCUGCUUCACCCCCAGCCCUGCCCCCAUCCUCAACAUCAACUCCGCCAGCUUCUCCCAGGGCCUGGAGCUCAUGAGCGGGUUCAGCGUCCCCAAGGAGGGCAGGAUGUACCCCAAGCUCUCAGGCCUGCACCGCAGCAUGGAGUCCCUGCAGAUGCCAAUCAGCCUGCCCAGUGCCUUUCCUGGGGGCAGCACCACCGCCCCUGCCCCCGACGCCGCCCCUCCUGUCGGCAGAGAGGAGGAGACCAACGAGCCAGGCUGGACCGGCAGCCCCAGAACCGCACAUCUGGACAGCACCAGCCGCGACCGGAACACGCUGCCCAAGAAGGGGCUGAGGUACCAGCUCCAGUCCCAAGAGGAGACCAAGGAGCGGCGACACUCCCACACGAUCGGCGGGCUCCCGGAGUCGGACGACCCCUCGGAGCUGCCCUCCCCUGCUGCCCUCUCCGUGGCCUUGGCCGGGAAAGGCCCGCUUACCAAUAUCGUGAGCCCCACCUCGGCCGCCGCGCCGCGGAUCACCCGCUCCAACAGCAUCCCCACCCACGACUCCGCCUUCGAGCUCUACAGCACCUCCCAGACGGGCAGCACCCUCUCCCUGGCAGACCGGCCCAAGGGCAUGAUCCGCUCGGGCUCCUUCCGGGACCCCACGGACGACGGUGAGGCUCCGGUCUCCGACCUGGGACGGAUGCGGACGCUGCUGGGACCCACCUGGCACGUUGCUGUGGGGAUGGCGCUGCUGAUGACUCGGUGGGUCUGCGUUCCCUCCGCGCCCGGCCCCCUUUGCUGGGGGAGCCUCCUCCCCACUACGGCUCUGCGGCCGCUCUGUGCGCUGGGCGUGCCAGGGCUCUGGGCAGGGCAGGCAGCAAAGCAGCGUGCUGGGAGGUGGUGGGGGAUGCCGCAUGCCUGCUCCCCCACAUGGGCACUUGUGGGGCUGGCUGGGGGCUCCCCCGGCGGCUGGGCUCCCCGCCGUGCUCUGAGCGCAACGCCCUCUCCUGUCUCCUUUCAGGCAAACCUCGUGGCGGCCUUCGAGCAGAGCCUGGUGAACAUGACGUCCCGGCUGCGCCAGCUGGCGGAGACAGCGGAAGAGAAGGACACGGAGCUGCUGGACCUGCGGGAGACCAUUGACUUCCUGAAGAAGAAGAACUCAGAGGCCCAAGCUGUGAUCCAAGGGGCUCUGAAUGGGACUGACGUCACGCCCAAAGAGCUGCGCAUCAAGAGGCAGAACUCCUCCGACAGCAUCUCCAGCCUCAGCAGCAUCCCCAGCCACUCCAGCAUCGGCAGCGGCAAGGAUGCCGACGCCAAGAAGAAGAAGAAGAAGAGCUGGGUGUAUGAGCUCCGGAGCUCGUUCAACAAGGCCUUCAGCAUCAAGAAGGGCCCCAAGUCGGCCUCCUCCUACUCGGACAUCGAGGAAAUCGCCACCCCCGACUCCUCCGCCCCGUCCUCCCCCAAGCUGCAGCACGGCUCCGCAGAGACCGCCUCGCCCUCCAUCAAGUCCUCCAACUCCUCCUCCGUGGGCAUCGACGCCACCGAGGAGCGGAUGCUUAGCGAGUCGUGGGGAUUCGGGGUCCAUUCUGGCCAGCCGGGCGGCGUGGGCAUCUCUCGGGCAGCGCUCAGCCCAGGGAGCAAGGUGCCUGCCGUGCCCCUCGCUCCCUGCUGGGACGGGCCAUUUACUCCUGCUCUUCCAUCCCAGGACCUGCAGCUGUACCUCUCCAACCUGGCCAAUCAGAUCGACCGGGAGACGGGCAUCGGGGACGUGCCAUUGGUCAUCCUCCUCGAUGACCUCAGCGAGGCCGGCUCCAUCAGCGAGCUUGUCAACGGAGCCCUCACCUGCAAGUACCACAAAUGUGCUCCCUGUCCGCCCAGGAUGCUGACAUUUUCGAACAACGUGGAGCCGGCCAACGGCUUCUUGGUCCGCUACCUGCGCCGGAAGCUGCUCGAGUCAGACAGCGACGUCAAUGCCAACCGGGUGGAGCUGCUGCGGGUGCUGGACUGGGUGCCCAAGCUGUGGUACCACCUGCACACCUUCCUGGAGAAGCACAGCACCUCGGACUUCCUCAUUGGUCCCUGCUUCUUCCUGUCCUGCCCCAUCGGGAUUGAGGAUUUCCGGACCUGGUUCAUUGACCUGUGGAAUAACUCCAUCAUCCCCUACCUGCAGGAGGGGGCAAAGGAUGGGAUAAAGGUACCAGCCAACGCCCCAUCUGGCCAAGCGUGGGCUGAGCAGAUCCAGGGCUCCAACACCCCCGCCCUUGUGGGGGGUCUGGGAUCACAGGAAUUCCCUGCCCACAUGGCCAUGCUGCUGAAGCUCCAGGAAGCAGCCAACUACAUCGAGUCUCCGGACCGAGAGACCAUGGUGGAUCCCAACCUGCAGCCGACGCCGUGAGGCCGCACCAGGGAGGGGAGCUCGCCGCCCUC
This is a messenger RNA of Pelodiscus sinensis (Chinese soft-shelled turtle), 4259 nucleotides long. Lineage: Eukaryota; Metazoa; Chordata; Testudines; Trionychidae. The record is from RefSeq and is a predicted model, not a curated record.